AUGGAUUCAGGAAAAAAGACUGAAGAUGGGACCAAGUGCCCCAAUCCUUUCAAAAAUAUUACAUUUAGCUCACUAGACCUUAGUGACAAUGGCUGGAGCACAGAGAGAGAGUCCAGUAUCUCUACAACCAUUAAAGGGACUCAAAUAAAUCCUUUAAUAUUUAGCAUUCCUAUAAUGGGUUCAGGAUUUGGCUUUGAUAAUUUAAAAAAUCCUAAUGAUUCUACUUUUGCAGGACUAGGAAGAAGUAAUCUAAGGUUCUUUAAUAUUUCACAGGGUUACAUUUUCUCUCUCAAUUCUUUAGUCUUUCAAAGUCUUGGCAAUCUGGAAUCUCUGAACCUUUUCAAAAACAAGAUAAAUGCAAAGGUAGCAUUUUUUGGCUUGGGCAACCUAAAAAUUCUCAAUCUCUCAAGUAACCUUUUGGGUGAGUUGUAUGAUUAUACUUUUGAGGGUCUGUGUGGUGUAAUAUAUAUAGAUCUACAGCAAAAUCAUACUGGGAUGAUUUGUGACAAAUCAUUCAGGCAUUUAGUCAAUUUGAAAAUAAUUGAUCUCUGAGACAAUGCCAUUAAAAUACUCCCUUCCUUUUCACAUCUAACCUCUGCCUUUUUAGGUGACAAUAAGCUAGUAUCUCUAAGUAACAGAGCAAUAACUGCAACACACCUUGAACUAGAAAUAAACUGGUUGGCAAACCUAGGUGACCGUAUGUAUGUUCUUUACCAAGUUCCAGAUCUGCAGUAUAUCUUCCUAAAACAGAACCAGUUCUCUUACUGUGUGAAGAGUGCUAAUGCUAUAGAAAACAAUCAGUUAGUAUCUAUGGAUCUAGGUGAAAAUACGUUACAGCUGGUGUGGGAGAGAGAUUUAUGUUUGGAUGUGUUUGGGGCAUUGCCCAAACUUCAAGUUCUACAUCUGAAUAACAACUACCUCAGGGCUCUUCCACAGGAGAUUUUUAGAGGUCUAACAUCUCUUAAAAGACUUAACCUGGCUUCCAAACUGUCUCAUCUUUCUCCCAGGCUUUUCCCACAAAGCCUAACAAACCUAAACUUAUCUGGAAACCAGGUGUUUUCCCCUGAGCCUGAAGUCUUUAUGACUUUGAAUGUCUGUGAUUGUGCUUUAAAGAGCCUACUAGUGUGGCUGAAUGAAACCAAUGUAACCCUGGCUGGCUCCCGGUUUGACAGGUACUAUGUGUACCCUCCUGCCUUUGAAGGGGUACCCCUGUCAUAUAUGACAUAUGAUGGCUGUGAUGAAGAUGAACUCCAGCAGACACUCAGAUUCUCACUCUUCAUCUUCUUCUUGGUCAUUAUUCUCGUGUUUCUGGUGGCAGUCAUAAUUUUUACUCGCUGCCAGAGGAUUUGUUUCAUCUGGUAUAAAACCACCACAAAAAGACUGAUAGACAACCAACCAUGAGCAGUAGAUAAAAGUGAAUACAAAUAUGAUACAUAUCUGAGCUACAGCAAAAAUGACUUUGAAUGGAUCCAGAAUUCUUUGCUAAAGCAUCUGGAUUCACAGUAUUUUGAUAAAAACAUAUUUACUGUUUUUAUCAAAAUUUACUGUGGUGGUUGCUGGGGUCCCAGGACGAGGAAAGAGAUGAGGAAUCUGACUUGA
Motacilla alba alba is the source of this 1599-nucleotide messenger RNA. RefSeq names its product toll like receptor 5 (gene TLR5). Lineage: Eukaryota; Metazoa; Chordata; Aves; Passeriformes; Motacillidae. Gene Ontology annotation, cellular component: membrane. Gene Ontology annotation, biological process: toll-like receptor signaling pathway; immune response; inflammatory response. Gene Ontology annotation, molecular function: transmembrane signaling receptor activity; protein binding. The record is from RefSeq and is a predicted model, not a curated record.